Messenger RNA from Brenthis ino (lesser marbled fritillary), 246 nucleotides. NCBI's taxonomy places the organism in Eukaryota, Metazoa, Arthropoda, Insecta, Lepidoptera, Nymphalidae. The record is from the annotation of a GenBank genome assembly.
AUGGUCGAGUGGUGUGGCAGCGGGAGCGGGACGGAGCGGCUAGGUGGCCGCGGCGAGGCAUUGUUAGCUAAAUAUCUAGGUGGUCAGUUGGGCGGGCGGGGGUCGGGCGGCCGAAGACGGGCGGCUGGGCGCGUCGGGUGGGGCGGCGGACGUGCCGGGCCCGGCGCCGGCCGAUGUAUUGAGCGCGUAUUGCAGACGCGGUCACGCGCUGCAAUAUUGCGUUCGCUCUGCGAUAUUGCCCCUCAG